Molecule: messenger RNA, 3408 nt
Organism: Ochotona curzoniae (black-lipped pika)
Lineage: Eukaryota; Metazoa; Chordata; Mammalia; Lagomorpha; Ochotonidae
Gene: NADK2
Product: NAD kinase 2, mitochondrial
Exons: 13
Coding region: 155-1549 (464 amino acids)
Biological process (GO): NADP+ biosynthetic process; NAD+ metabolic process
Cellular component (GO): mitochondrion
Molecular function (GO): NAD+ kinase activity
Source: RefSeq, a predicted model, not a curated record
GUCUGGGCACGUCCCCCGCGCCUCGCGGACCGCGCACGUCCCCGCUCUUAACCUCUGCCCGCCCGGCGCCAAGUUAAAGGCCGGGGCGGCGCGCGCUCCUGGAGGCGGGGAGUCGAGGCCCGGGCCCGAGCCCGCCGCCGCAGCCGAGCCGACCAUGACUUGCUACCGAGGCUUCCUGCUGGGCAGCUGUCGUCGCGUGGCGGGCGGCCGGGCGGCGGCGCUGCGAGGUUCGGGCGCGGGAGGCCCGGUCGCGCGGCCCCGGCUCGGCGGUGACGGAGGUGGCCGGCGUUCCCUGGGGCAGGGGCAGCCGCGCGAGCUGGCGGGCUGUGGGAGCCGCCCGGACGGCGGCUUCCGCCCCUCCCGGGUGGUGGUGGUAGCCAAGACCACCCGGUACGAGUUCGAACAGCAGCGGUACCGCUACGCGGAGCUCUCGGAGGAGGACCUGAAGCAGCUGCUUGCACUGAAAGGCUCCAGCUACAGUGGACUACUAGAACGACAUCAUAUUCACACCAAAAAUGUGGAGCACAUUAUAGACAGCUUGCGGAAUGAGGGUAUUGAAGUUCGUCUGGUGAAGAGGAGAGACUAUGAUGAAGAGACUGUCCGAUGGGCAGAUGCUGUCAUAGCUGCAGGAGGUGAUGGCACAAUGCUUCUUGCAGCAAGUAAAGUCUUGGACAGGCUCAAGCCAGUGAUUGGGGUGAAUACUGAUCCAGAACGGUCUGAGGGUCAUUUGUGUCUGCCUGUUCGAUAUACACAUUCCUUCCCAGAAGCCUUGCAGAAAUUCUAUCGUGGUGAGUUCAGGUGGCUGUGGAGGCAACGAAUCCGCUUGUACCUUGAAGGGACUGGAAUAAACCCUGUGCCUGUGGAUCUUCACGAACAGCAGCUGAGCUUGAAUCAACACAGUAGAGCUUUCAACAUUGAAAGAAUUGAUGAUGAACGGUCUGAGGCUUCAGGACCCCAACUAUUGCCAGUAAGAGCAUUAAAUGAAGUCUUCAUUGGGGAGAGUCUGUCAUCCAGAAUGUCUUAUUCUUGGGCUGUAGCAGUGGACAAUUUAAGAAGAAGUAUACCCACUCUAAAGGGACUGGCCUCCUACUAUGAGAUUUCAGUCGAUGAUGGUCCAUGGGAAAAACAGAAGAGUUCAGGGCUGAAUUUGUGUACCGGCACAGGAUCAAAGGCCUGGUCAUUCAAUAUUAAUAGGGUUGCAACUCAGGCUGUAGAAGAUGUAUUAAAUAUUGCAAAACGACAAGGAAAUUUGGAUCUUCCAUUGAACAAAGAAUUGGUAGAGAAAGUAACAAAUGAAUAUAAUGAAUCCUUGCUCUACAGUCCAGAAGAACCAAAAAUACUUUUCAGUAUUAGAGAACCAAUAGCAAACAGGGUUUUCUCGAGCAGCCGUCAGCGUUGUUUCUCCUCAAAGGUUUGUGUUCGUUCUCGUUGUUGGGAUGCCUGUAUGGUGGUGGACGGAGGAACUUCUUUUGAGUUUAAUGAUGGAGCAAUUGCUUCGAUGAUGAUCAAUAAAGAAGACGAACUUCGAACUGUGCUCCUAGAACAAUGAAAAACAAUGAACAGUCCUGCAGAAAGAGACUACUAGUGAGAGUCCUAGCCAGAGACUGGCCGUCAGCUCAAAGAGCAAAAGUGAGAUUUGUAUUAUUCUGUUGAAUGCUGAUGGAGAUGUUUAUUGUGUAAGAAAAUGGAGGCAGUGAAUGGAUUAGACUCAGUAGCAGUCCAGCUGUUACAUUGCUUACGUGUGGUACCCAAGAGUGUCGAGAUCUCUUAAAUUUAGGGCAGGCUUAAAUAAAGGAUUAAACAUUUAGGAUUUGACAUUUUACUGUCCAGGUGUUUUUUCCUUCCUCUUCACCCUUUGUGGAAUUGAUCACCUGAAAUGCUUAUAAUUUGACUAGUUCAUAUUUUUUAUAAUACGUAACAAUCAAGAUUUUAAAGUUUUGAUGAUGGAGAAUUUUGAUAUAAUGUGACAUUGACCUAAUUUAAAUAGGUAAAUGUGUUUUUAUAUGUGCUGAGAAUUUUUCUAAUUUCAGAAUAUACUGAUGUUGCUAUAAGUAUUGAUUUGAAAAUGUAAUCACUUUUGAAAUUGCAGAUGAACAUUUUCAUUUGAUUUUCAUUCUGGUGAAUUUGAACACUGCUGGGUAAAAUAAAUGUGUUUGACAAAAUACAAUGCUAUAAAUUAAUUACCCAGUUUUUAAAGGUCAGACAACUUUUACAAAUGACUGGAAUCAAAUAGUUUUUUUCUUCUUCAAAAUCCACUAACAUGGAUUCAAGGAUGAAUUAUUGUAAUUAGACUGAUUAGAAGCUUGUACGUUCUUUUGAAAUAUUUUCAGCUAGUUUUAGGAGUCAGAGAAUUUUUUUUUUUUCUUAGUGAAUUGCCCUACUUAAGAGUGGUGGUUUUCACUUAGCUCAUUCUAAAUUUUUACAAAAUAGCUUUGUAAGAUAAAAUGUAUGGCUUUCAUUUUUCCCCCAUUAUGAGCAUUCCUUUAUUUUUGGAGGAAAUUUUUUUUUAUUGAAUUUCUUACCUACUUAUAAGUAAUCCUAGAAUUUUCACAGAAAACUCCUACAAGUAUUGCUGCAUAAUGAAACAAUUGGUAUGCCUAUGCCGUGUAGUCAGUGGUAUGCUUUUUUCAUUUGCUGGUGAGAAGUUUGUUGAAUUUUUGACACAUUGCAUGAGGCAUUGAGCCAUGUAUUACAGUGUCCAGUUCUGGAUAUAUGUUAAUGAAAGAAACAGGCCAUCCUUAUAGAUUCUGAGCCCAAUUAGCUUAGAAGUAAAUUCUGUGAGCGCUAAAAUGUAUAGUCAAAUUGACUAUUCUAAUUUCCAACAUAACAUGUUGCUCAUAUGAAAAAGCCUUUAAAGUGAAUGCUAAUGUAGAGAGGCAAUCUAGGUUGAUGUAUAUCCAGACAAUGUUUUCUUAAUUAAAAGCAUCUGCAUAGAUACUCAUUGCAAAGCAUUUAUACAUGUUGCAUUGGAGAUAAAAACAGUGUUUUCCCAGAGUGGAUUCUGAUUUCUGGUUUGAUUUUUUUUUUUAAGUGGUAUAUAUAAGCUUCCCGUUUUUAAACAAAGAAAUUAAGUUUCCACACUAGAGACUGCCUUGGAAUACUUUUUUGGAAAAAAAAAAGUCGAUUCUACCUUGAAUAUCUCAAGGCAAUCUGAUAGUUCAAAUGCUGAUGUAACGUUGUUAAUAUGUAACAUAUUAAUAGGUAACCUGUGGUAAGUUUUCAUUGGCCAAAUUCUGAAGAGUUUGAAAAAUACUCAGUGUGUUCCAUUUGUAGUUUAAUUUCUGCUCUGCGGUGGGGAUUUAUUUGUAAGAGAGGAGUGGUAAAGGAUGUUAGAAUAGCAAAAAUGUUUUUAUGAAUGAGUUAACCUUUAUAAUGUAACACUAUGUGAAUAAAAUUAAAUCAUCAUUA